AUGUCCGGACUCUUCGGCCGCUCCGCCUCUCUGGCACCACAAGACGCACAGGCGAAGGCUCAGCAGAUCAGGGGAGAAGUGCAGCAACAGCUGGCCCUCGCACAAGCUCAAGAGCUCAUCAACAAGCUCAACGAGAAGUGCUUCAAGGCGUGCAUCACCAAGCCAUCCGACACGCUCACGCCGAACGACCAAGCGUGCUUGAUGCGCUGCUCGGACCGCUUCCUGGAGGCUUUCAACAUCAUCUCGCAGACGUACGUUCAACGGUUGGCGCGGGAGCGGGAGGCGGCGUCUGGCGCGAACUUGUUGCCGCAGUAG
Molecule: messenger RNA, 315 nt
Organism: Rhodotorula toruloides NP11
Lineage: Eukaryota; Fungi; Basidiomycota; Microbotryomycetes; Sporidiobolales; Sporidiobolaceae
Product: mitochondrial import inner membrane translocase subunit TIM13
Exons: 4
Coding region: 1-315 (104 amino acids)
Source: RefSeq, a predicted model, not a curated record